AUGUCCACCGCUUCUGUAGCAGUAGUUCACUCUUCAUUCACACCAAAAUGUUCUUUUGAAUAUACGAUCACUGAUUGGAAAAAAUAUUCGACGCCUUGCUACAGUCCUCCUUUUGGCACUUUUUAUGACUUGUUUUGGCAACUGAAAUUUGUCUCGACUGCACAUGAUUAUCCCAGGCAGUGUUCAGUUUAUUUAUGGGCGGUGGCAAAUUCUGAAGAAGAAGGUCUCGAGAUUACUUGGUCAAGACGUGCAACGGUAAAAGCUAGAUUAUAUCUCAAGAAUCCAAUAACAAAUCUUGAAAUACGUGGACGAACACUUUCGAGAAUGGACGAAUUCUCAGCUAAAUGGCCUGGUCGUGGAUUUAAUGCUUUCUGCUCAAAAACUGAGCUUCCUGAUGGUGAUGUAAUAAUUGGAGUGCAAUUCUCAGAGAAUGAAAUGAAAUCUCAAGCCAUGCAAAUACCACUUCCUAUCAAUCCACUACCCAAAAAUUUGAUCGAUGCCUGGGCAUCACAAUUGGAAAAACCGGAAAUGUCAAAUAUUCGCUUUGAUGUCAAAGGCACAAUGUUAUAUGCAAACAGUGACAUACUCUCGCAAAGAUCAGAAUACUUUCAAAUGUUAAUACAAGAGCAAUGGGCGGAAUGUAAAGCCAGCUAUUCACGACCUCUUUCCUCGCCAACAUUUAUGCCGUUACGACCUUUAUCACAAAAUUUUUCCUGUACUACCCAAAAAUCCGAGAUUCAGCAGCAUCUUUUCCAGUAUAAUGUUCGAAUUCCGGAUUUCGAGCCAGAGACAUUUGCCGAAAUGCUUCGUUACUUGUAUACGAACGAAGUGAAAUUCAGCAUCACUGGGUCAAAAACAGAUCCACUCUCAAUGUUUUGCAUUGCAGACAAAUAUCUGAUAACGGAGUUGCGACAACGUGCCAAAGUUGCUGCUAUAAAAGAAAUUAAUAUUGAGAAUGUUGCUGAGGGAUUAUUCAAUAUCGCUUGGAAAUAUCCAGAAUUAAAAGAUUGCUUUAUGAGAAUGAUUUUAGAAAAUUUUCCGGCUGUUCGAAAAACUGCAGGGUUUAUUAAAAUAAUGGCUAGUCCUUCGAUUUAUGAGAAUUUCACCGAACUAAUUCUUGAAAUUCUUGAAUCACUUUCUCCUUCAGCCGUAGAUUUGGAAAAAAGUGAUAAUUAA
Molecule: messenger RNA, 1176 nt
Organism: Ambispora gerdemannii
Lineage: Eukaryota; Fungi; Glomeromycota; Glomeromycetes; Archaeosporales; Ambisporaceae
Source: the annotation of a GenBank genome assembly